Messenger RNA from Dovyalis caffra, 1829 nucleotides. The record is from the annotation of a GenBank genome assembly. Lineage: Eukaryota; Viridiplantae; Streptophyta; Magnoliopsida; Malpighiales; Salicaceae.
UGAAGCUAGCGGCUCGAGCAUUUUACGAUGACAUAACAACUAAAGGAGAUAAUCAGCCCAAAACGGGACGGAGUGAUAAUAGAGGCAUUGCUGUGGUAGUGCUUGACGCUCUCACUAGACGACAAUGGGUAAGAGAAGAAGAUUUGGCCAAGGAGUUGAAAUUACAUUCGAAACAACUUCGCCGGACUCUGCGGUUUUUUGAGGAAGAAAAACUUGUGACCCGGGAUCAUAAGAAAGAGGUUGAUGUUUUACUUUGUUUGCAUCAAUUAAGUCUGGUUGAUAGACUGUGGGAUGAGGAAAAAUCAUUAGUUGUAGGAAAUUUGGAAUUAAAGCUUACGGCUAAGGCUGCGAAGAUGCAUAACGCUGCAGUAGCAAACACGACCGAUGGCCAUAGAAACAAAGGGGCAGAUGACAAGAUUAAGAUGCACACUCACUCCUAUUGCUGUCUAGAUUAUGCACAGUUAUAUGAUGUUGUUAGGUACAGACUGCACCGCAUGAGGAAAAAGCUGAAGGACGAGUUGGAAGACAAGAACACUGUUCAAGAGUACAUAUGCCCCAACUGUGGAAGAAGAUACAAUGCUUUGGAUGCUCUGCGCUUGAUUUCUCUAGUUGAUGAGUACUUCCACUGUGAGAAUUGUGAUGGGGAACUUGUAGCUGAGAGUGACAAGUUAGCUGCCCAGGAAGGAGGAGAUGGAGAUGACAAGGCAAGGAGGCGGAGGCGUGAAAAAUUAAAAGACAUGCUUCAAAAUAUUGAGGUACAACUUAAGCCGUUAAUGGAUCAACUUAGCAGAGUAAAAGAUUUACCUGUUCCUGAAUUUGGGAGUCUUCAAGAAUGGCAAAUUCAUGCAAGUGCUGCUGUGCGUGCUGCAAAUGGUGAUUCUAGUUCCAACGAUCUUUCUAGAUCUUCUCAAGGGUAUGGUGGAACACCAAUGCCAUUUCUUGGAGAGACAAAGGUUGAAGUUGCCUUUUCUGGCAUUGAAGGCAAGGAUGAUAUCAAAUCUGAAACUGCAAGUACUGCUCUGAAAGUUCUACCACCAUGGAUGAUCAAGCAGGGAAUGAACCUUACAAAUGAGCAACGUGGAGAGCUCAAGCAGGAGUCUAAGAUGGAUGGCAGCACAGUGGUAGCAGAGUUUUCAGAUGACAAGAAGUCUUCUAUUGAGAAUGAUGACAAGAUAAAGGAUGAGUAUGUUAAAGCUUAUUAUGCUGCUCUGCUUCAGAAACAACAAGAAGCAGAAGAAUCUGGUAAGAAACUACAGGAAUUGUCACAGACAUCCAUCUCUACUGUGCUUUCUGAUCGUCAAGUGGGCAUGAAAUCCAAACGUGAAGCGUAUGAGCCAGAUGAUGAUGCUGAAUGGGAAGAGGCUCCAGUGGGAGGCAACACAGGUGAAGGUUUUAAGGUCAAUGACUUGAAUGCUGAAGCACCUGCUUCAGGAGAGGAUGACGAUGAUGAUAUAGACUGGGAAGAAGCCACCGGCAUCACAACAGGCAUAUUCCGGUGCACCCCCAACCGACCAGAAGUGAGAUCGAUCCACUUUAUGGUGUUGAAAAACGACUUGUUCCAACUGGUCCAAACCCUUUGCACCAUUGAGCUCAAAGAUGUUGCAUCUUUGGGUAAUUCUUCGUUCAAUUUGGUGAGCGUCAGAACAUUUAAAACGGGUAAAAUGGCGAAAAGGAGGCAAUGGUCAUAUGAACCCAACCAUUCAAAAUGCGAUCAACGGGAACUGGAACGGGACUUCUCAAUGGGUGAUGGGAUUGCAGAUCUAGAAUUUCAGGAAAGUCUGGAUGGGAUAGCAGCAAAAAAUGAUCAGUUGGAUGAGGAGAAACCAUAA